AUGGCGGGGUGUGACUCGCGAGGUGGUGAGACAGGUCUCUGGCGACCGUUGUCGCUAGAGAGGCUGGACGGGGAUGACGUGCCUGGCAGCGGAGCUCCGUGGUUGAUUGAAACCCAUGAUCAUUUCCUGACAGCACCCAGUUCCCCGGACCCCGAAGACCAUCAGGUGGGCCGUUAUUCAGACCGCGAUCGACUGAUCUUCCUCGACCUGCUGGAUGUGGUGGAUGAACACGAUAAUGUGCUCUCCGACAGAAAGAUUGCAGACUUGCUGCAGCAGCGUCUAGGAAAACGCUUCCCCGUUUCAACAGUCGCUAGUUGGCGACGCAAAUACAGCGAGCGCCUGUUAAUGCGCGCUGCUGGCACGCUGUCCAUGAGUGAGCCGCUCUUAAAGCCGGUACGAGGUUGUCGUACCGGCCGCCCUUCUGUGCUGGAUGCAGAGGAUGAAAGCAUCCUGAUCGAGUAUGACGAGCGCUAUGGCAAAUCUGGCUCGGUAGCCAAUGCCCGUGAGUAUCUUUUUGCAAAGCGCUACAAGCCCCUCGAACUCAGCGGUUCCAUUGAGCCGUGGCAUGUCUCCCUGAGCACGAUCAGCAACCAUCUCAAAAAGUACUGCCCGACGCCAGUGUCAAAAUGUGGAACUAUGUCCAUGCGCCCACGUCAGCAAGACACCUUUGGACCACAAACAAGCGAGGCAUGCCGCAACUACAUUGCAUUCCUGGACUCGCUGGACGAGAAGCAUCAACUAUUUUCAUCAAACAAGCACGCGCUCAUCUCUGUGAGCGAAAGCUGGAUGAGCAGUCUAGCGUCGCGAUGUCGAGGCCCCACAUCUCAAACUCAGCGGAAGAGCGGGCACCUCGCCACUCGCUCGUCAAUUUCGAUCUUUGCAGCCAUGACCUGUACAGGUGAAAUGAUAACAAGGCGCACCCACCACGGCCCCUGCACGGCAGAAAACUCACAGCGCUACAUUGAGGCAACAAUUGCCGCCUGGAGGGAAAAGUAUGGUUCAGAGCUCAUGGUCAUCCUAUUGGACACUGCCCCGCAUCGACUGAAGGCUAUUACCACCAUGAUGGGUGCCGACGGUGCCGAAUGCUCGGGCAAAGAGUCGACGUUCGUGCGGACCUCGAGCACAAUCCUCGAAAGCGAUGAGCGCUAUUCCCCUCUCACGUACUAUGAGCUGGACGCCUCACAGUACGGCGGACCAGUCCUUGUUGUUCCUACGCCAAGGCGCCAGCCGAGCUUUGUUGCCAUGGACGCCGUGCUAGGAGCCGUCAAAUAUGCGGCAGAGGGCAUUCACGUGCAUACACUUGAUUCUGAUGUCCGGUGUCUCUCAGAUAUCUCAAAGGCAAUUCUUGGGGUUGCCUUUCAUUGCUACGUGACCAGGGGUGUCUUGGCAAGCGUAGCCGACGAUGCGCUCGAAUAUAUGACAGCUUGGCGCGAGGGCACGGUGAGCGAGGAUCAAGCUCAAGCCCGCCACGAGCAGCUGUGCAGACGUGACAUGAACACAUUUAACCAGAUGGUGGCUGCAAUCGGUGGUGUCUUGGAGCAUGACGGCAAGCUUUUUGACCUUGUGCCAAUCCCGGUCGUAUCUACAGAUCUGGUCUGCUGCAAAAAUGCCGCUGGCCAAGAAACCUCUGCUCUCACCAAGGAGUAUAUGCCUUCAAGCGAAAAUAUGCGAUUGCUAGCACAGCGUGACAAAGCCCGGGCGCAGGCCCGGGCUCGUCAAAAGCGGCCAGCUGCCGCACGCAACGCCAACGCAGCAAAGACAUGA
Monosiga brevicollis MX1 is the source of this 1764-nucleotide messenger RNA. RefSeq lists its product as uncharacterized. Lineage: Eukaryota; Choanoflagellata; Craspedida; Salpingoecidae. The record is from RefSeq and is a predicted model, not a curated record. The transcript has a single exon. The coding region runs from base 1 to 1764 and encodes 587 amino acids.